Molecule: messenger RNA, 435 nt
Organism: Gamsiella multidivaricata
Lineage: Eukaryota; Fungi; Mortierellomycota; Mortierellomycetes; Mortierellales; Mortierellaceae
Product: kinase-like domain-containing protein
Exons: 2
Coding region: 1-435 (144 amino acids)
Biological process (GO): protein phosphorylation
Molecular function (GO): protein kinase activity; protein serine/threonine kinase activator activity; ATP binding
Source: RefSeq, a predicted model, not a curated record
AUGGAACGAAUGGCCUCAACCGGCUCACUGAAGCGACCAACAAGCGUCCAUACAACCGCAAGCACUGGGCCAACAUCGCCAGUCGGCAGCCUGAGCACUUCAUCUCUGCAUCUCCCAGACGAUUCCUUUUCAAAUAACCCGGAGGACUAUGACAUUCGGCUACCAAUCGGCUAUGGGUCCUCGGCAGUUGUGUACAAUGCCUAUUACAAGCCGCUCAACAGGAGGGUCGCUAUCAAAGUCAUUGACUUGGACAUGUUUGAGCGAAACCAGAUUGAUGAGCUCCGGCGGGAAACACAAGUCAUGGCGUUGUGCAAACACCCUAACGUCUUGCGCGUCAAUGGAGCGUUUGUGGCAGACAGCAAGCUCUACAUCGUUACGCCAUAUCUUUCUGCUGGUAAGUCUAAACCCGGAAUUUUUUCUCCAUUUGAGACUUGA